Molecule: messenger RNA, 2892 nt
Organism: Bathycoccus prasinos
Lineage: Eukaryota; Viridiplantae; Chlorophyta; Mamiellophyceae; Mamiellales; Bathycoccaceae
Product: vacuolar protein-sorting protein bro1
Exons: 2
Coding region: 1-2892 (963 amino acids)
Biological process (GO): protein transport to vacuole involved in ubiquitin-dependent protein catabolic process via the multivesicular body sorting pathway
Cellular component (GO): endosome
Molecular function (GO): protein binding
Source: RefSeq, a predicted model, not a curated record
AUGAGCUCAACUGGUACGCCCGGCGUCGGCACGGUCAUGCUCGCCAUCCCGAGUAAAAAGGGUGAGUUUGUGGACAUAACGACCCCGCUGGAAAAAUACAUCGCGGAAACCUUCGGCGCGGAAGAGUUGACGCACGCGGAAAGUUCCAUCUCGAAAUUCGCCCAAAUUCGAGACGCCUCCGUGGCAUCGACGAACGCGGCGAGCGUGACGGAGGAGACAAUUUCAGAACGGCACGCGGAACACAUGGAGAAUUACUGCAGGUAUUACGCCGCGGUGACGGUUUUUGGGAGUCGGUUUCAAGUGAGAGAUGAUUUUGGAUUGAAUUGUGGAAAGAGUAGUACUACGAGUACAGCGGCGAAUACAUCGAGCGAGGAGAACAACGGAGAGUACGAGGACGAAGGGACGAGGACGGGGUUGCAUUUACCGUUCGAGUGGAAGGACGCGUUCGCACCUGCGGGUGGCGAGAGGAAAAUUGCCGCGAGUUCAUCCAUCGCGAAGGAGAAAUUAGCCAUGCUGUAUAAUUUAGGCGCGUGCGAAUCCGCGUUGGCGGCGAAAAGCGAUCGAUCGACGUUGGACGGGUUGAAAGUCGCUUCCGCGGCGUUUCAAAGAGCGGCGGGGUAUUUUCAGUUUUUAGGUCAGUGUGAUGAUGGGAAGAAAGUGAACGAAACCAUGAGUGCGGGGAGUGGCGAACCGACAGCAGCGACGGCGACGGCGACGACUGGGAUUGAUCGCAUUGAAGCCGAUUUGAGCGGCAAGAUGGCGGCGAUUUUAGUCGCUUUGUGUUUAGCGCAAGCGCAAGAGAGCGUUUUUGAGGCGGCGAAAUUGAGCGAUAAAUCGAACGGCGUGUUAGCGAAGUUAGCCAUCGCGUGCGCGGAUUUGUACGAAGAAGUGCACGAGAAACUGUCGUCGUCGUUGCGAGGCAAUCCGAAAGCACCGGUGACGCAAGAGCGGUACGUGCCUAAAAUGUGGGCGACGACGACGUUUAUUAAAGCGGCUAUAUUCAACGCCGAAGCGACUGCGAGAGUUUGUGAAACGCUCGUGAACGACGAGGAAACAAUCGGGUCGGCGAUUACUUUGUUGACGCGAUCGAAGGAGCGCUUGGAAUCGGCGUUGAGACGAGCGGAGAUUCCCACCGCGCCGAAACCCCCAAAGCUGGUCGUGGAAGCCGCCGAAAAUAUUUUGAGAGAUUCGAUUAAGUUUGAACUCGGAAAAGCGGUGAGAGAUAACGAGUGCGUGUAUAUGGCCAAAGUUCCAUCAUACGAAGCGUUGCAGCGCUUACACGACGACGCGAGCGAGAAAGUGACCAACCCGUUGCACUCAAAGUUCGGGGCGAAGAUGGUCAAGCCGACAUCGGGUGCAGACAUCGAAGUUUUCCUCGAUCCUUCGAAUAAAGACGACGUGAGCGCGUUGUUUGCGCGCAUUGUACCGGAAGAUUGCGCGAGCUCGGCUUCUUUAUACGCGGAUAAAGUCGACCGACUUGUUCGCGAACAACUCGAACAACUCGCGUUUGCCUCGGACGAAGCGAGAGUCGCGCUGCGCGAAAUGGAACUUCCCGAAACGUACAACGCGUUAAAUCGACCGAUCCAACUUUCCGAGGAAUUAGAUGCGGAGGUGAAAUUCUUUCGCGAUCAGGAUGGUGGUAUCGACGCCAUGCGCGAAACGUUGUCGUUUUCCCGAGACGUUUCGAAACAUUGCGAAACGGAACUGGAGGAAAUCACGUCUCUUCUAGAUAUCGAAAUGAAAGCGGACGGUGCCGCUCGAAACGCGUACGGUUCGCACAAAUAUCGCGCGUUACCAUCAGAUGCGGAAACCACCCGAUGGCGACGCGAUUUAGAAACUUUUGUGAACAACUCCAAACUCGCCGCCGAAUCGGACGAGAAGUUACGAUCCGAAUUCGCUCGGUGCGAACCGAUUUUGCAAAUGACCACUUCAGAAAGCAUCGCACAAAACGCCCCAAAAUUAGAACCGCCGAUGCUUCUUGUUGAAGAUGCGGAAAGUUUAGCUAAAGAGGUCAGAUUAGGAUUAGAAAGAAUUGAACGAAUAGGUCGCGAACGAGAGGAAAUUGAAGACGCUAUGAAAGCGGUGAAAGCGAGCGAUGAUAUUUUACCGACGCUGGUUGGUAAAAUGAAAUCGUCCGUCGAUUCAGAGACCGCGCAAGGUAAGAUAUUCAGCGAUGAACUUGGAAAGUACGACGAAUUAAUUGCCGCGGCGCAGAAUAACACGUUCGCGCAAGCCGAUGCGUUGGCGGAACUGAGGAAGAGUUACAUCAAAUUCAGCGACAUGUACAACGUCUCCUCUCUUCGCGAGAAGGAAAUCAAGAGAGACAACACGUUGCGUGAAGCGUUGCGGAUUGCAGCAGAAUUGUCGCGAGGGAUACAGCAAGGCGUUCGCUUUUACGGCGGAUUUUCGGAUGCCAUUGAAAGUCUGAAGAACGAAGUCAAAGUGUGGUGCGAAAAUCGCGAAAACGAACGGAAACGUAUCGUCGAACGGUUACGAAGAGAAGAAGAAGAGGAGGCGGAACGAGCGAGGAUGGCGGAAGAAGUUAGAAUAAAGACCGAGCAGAUGCGCGUACAGAACGAACGGAGCGUGGCGCAUGCAACAGUAACGACCAGUUACUACCCUGGUUCGGAGUAUCCGGCACAUCAUCAACUACAACAGCAACCGCCGCCGCCCUCGAGCUAUUACCCGCCGCCGCCUCAACAACAACAACAACACUAUCCGCCAACGCAAUCAUCCUAUUAUCCUCCGCAACAACAACAACAUCAUCAACAACAACAACACUAUCCGCGUCAUCCACCUCCGCCCGCGGACGAUGGGUAUUAUAACCCAGGUGGAGAUGAGGGAGGAAAUUUCUCCGCGUACGAUUUACCUUCCGCCCCUCGAGGAAGAUGA